AUGGGGACAACACCCAGGUCCAAGAGGAGGGAGUUGCGGCUGCGACUAGAAAGGACCAAUGUGGUGGCGAUAACAUCGGACACGUCAACCCUUGGAGCAGCGGGGAAGGCACCGGCCUCAGCUAGAGGGGAGGCCCCACUCCCGAGGAGAGGAAGGUCGAGGACGGCCAGAUACCCUCGAGAGGCGAGAAUAAGGGUUGUAGAAGGGGAGAUCAUAAACUCCCCAAUCGCCGAAAGUAUCUCAGCCGGGACACCAGCCCUUAGUGGCUCCGGCGGGGUGGCUGGCGCGGGCGACGUAACGUCCAACGCGUCCAGUAUUAUAAUGGUUGAAUCGGAACCUGAAUCCACUGGCGGAGAGGCGAUACCCUCUACUUCCGUUGAAUCUGGGAACUCUUCAUUCGAUCAGGUCCCCAGAAAAGGAAAGAAGAGGGGAAGGAAGCCGAAGGGCUUUAAUUGCCCCGACUCACACGCCCUGUCCAAGAUGUCCUCAAAGCGAAUGGACUUUGAGGGCGAUGAGCUGGACAGAGUGGAUUUCUUCAAAAUCACAAAGAGGCCCGGACAUGGAUUAAAAAGGAGGAAAGGGUUGGUGGAGUGCCAACUGGACGAUCGGCUUUCAUCGCACCAGAAGGAUGCCAUCGAGGAGGUUACCGCACUCUUCCCCCAAAUGUCCCCGAAAUCAAUCAUGGCGGAGACGUUGAGGGUUCUGGAGACCGCGGGGGAGGCUGAAAGGAGAACCCAAAGUAUGAAGGGGGAUCUGCGGCGUCAAAUAAAGGUGGGCGUUAACGUCGCCAAAAUAGCCGUGCAAAAGUUAGUGGCUGAUAUCGCAAAAGGCACUGGACCUAGCGAUGAGAUUAGGGUCAAUAAUUUGGCCCUAGAAAAAGAGGUUAUCAAACUCAGGCGGGAGGUUGAUACCCUCCGACGGGAGAGAACAACAAUGAGGAAACAGAUAAAUGCGCUGCAGAACACGGUCCAGGAGAUGAAGGAUGAGGACCGUGACAGAAGACCUAUCCUUUCUCCUGGGGAGGAGACUCGUGACGAGGGCUGUUCUCCAAUAAGGACCCGAGGGCGAGACAGGAGUGAGCGCCACGCGAAGAGCAGGGACACCGACCUUGACGCGGUAGCGGAGAGCCUCCCUCCGGCCUACCGACCGCCGAUCGGUGGGGUCCGGAAAAGGUUGGAGGAUAGGCCCACUCGCUUAACAAAUGUUAACGAGGAAGGGCAGAUAGUUAUAAGAACAAGAGAGGCAGGAAGAACUAGCCUGAAGCGUGGGGACACGUAUGCCGAGAGGACUAGAUACGGAGGGGCGGGAGACAUCGGUAGAGGCGACGGACUCGGAGGCAACCGGGACCGGGAGAGCCCGCCCCCUCCGAUGGAAUACCCGGUCGACGGCGAGGCCUGGACUGAGGCCAAGUCGAAAAGAGCGCGUAAGAGGAUGAGAAGAAAGGAGAAGGCAGGAGCGGCCUCCGACGCGAACGCGCACGUCGGGACGCGGGAGAAGAAAGGCCCAGGACGAGUCGUGGUACCCCCACCUCCUGGAGGGGAUAUAAAGGCCGGAGUGCGCCGGGCCGGCACUAUUAAAGGGGCAGCUAGUGUAAGUGCGCGUGAUGGGGCGUCGAAAGGCCCUACGCCCGCCAACGUCGCGAUCCGCCCUCGCGCGAGGCAAACGGGAAACACGGGACGACGACUACCUACGGCUAGGGACAAUGUGUUCCGGGCACCGAGAACGGCGGCGGUUCUCAUUAGGUGCGAGGAGAACAAGGACAGGCCGGGUAACGUGUCGUAUGCUGAGGUCAUGAAGCUUGCGAGAAGCAAGAUUUCGCUUGAGGACCUCAGCAUAUCAAAUACACGCAUAAGGAGGGCGCAGGCGGGCGGCCUCCUUAUAGAGAUACCGGGUGGGGAAGAAGCCGGAACCAAGGCAGAGGCCCUGGUGGGCAGAUUAAAGGAAGUCCUCUCUGAAAGUCAAUUCAGAGAGGAAGUGCAGAUUGUGAGGCCUAUGCGAAGAGCAGAGAUCAGAUUGGUUGAUAUAGACCAAUCUGUCUCUGCUGAGGAGGUGGCCGAGGCAGUGGCCAAUAAUGGACAGGCCCAUACGGCAGACAUUAGGGUUGGACCCCUCAGGCCCGGGAGAGGAGGCCUCAACUCAGUGUGGGUGCAGUGCCCUUUGGCCUGCGCCAAUAAGUUGUUGAGUGCCGGACGUAUGAGAGUUGGCUGGACCAUGGCAGGGGUGGUGCCCCUGGCAAAGCGGAGGCUGCAAUGCUUCCGAUGCUUUGCCGUGGGGCACACCCGGGCGAACUGCAUGAGCCAGGUGGACCGCUCCACCUGGUGCUUCCAGUGCGGGAGUGGUGACGGGCACAGAGCCGCGGGCUGCCGGAAGCCCCCGAAGUGUCCGGUGUGUGCGGGAAGGGGAUUGCCCUCUGGACACCGCGCCGGAGCGUCCGAGUGCGUUCCCUAUAAUGGACCGGGGCCGAAAUUGAGGGAGAACACAAGUGUGACCCCCGCGGAAGUGCAAGUGGAUGGAGCUGAUCGGGGAGCUCCGACCCCCGGAGAGGGGACACGAGAGGAGACCAUGGAAACCUGCGAUGGCUAG
Trachymyrmex cornetzi is the source of this 2583-nucleotide messenger RNA. RefSeq lists its product as uncharacterized. The transcript has a single exon. The record is from RefSeq and is a predicted model, not a curated record. The coding region runs from base 1 to 2583 and encodes 860 amino acids. Gene Ontology annotation, molecular function: zinc ion binding; nucleic acid binding. NCBI's taxonomy places the organism in Eukaryota, Metazoa, Arthropoda, Insecta, Hymenoptera, Formicidae.